Symbiodinium natans is the source of this 2538-nucleotide messenger RNA. NCBI's taxonomy places the organism in Eukaryota, Dinophyceae, Suessiales, Symbiodiniaceae. The record is from the annotation of a GenBank genome assembly.
AUGAUGCGGCCGUCCCAGUCGGCAUCGACGUCAGAAUUGCGAGGCGCAGAUGCAGCGCCAGUCCAGCUGGAUGCCUCGCCCCACGUGCAGAGCAGGGAGGGUCAGCCAAUAUCACGGAUAGCAAGGCAAGACGGCAGGCCACCUGGUGGAUUUGUGUUUGACCUGGUGCUGGAUCGCUUCUUUUCCGCUUGGCAAGCUGUCAGCAAGGAUGGACGUCAGUACAGGCGAUCUCGACGUGACACCAGCUCGCGAAAGUGGCUGGGGACGCGAUGCUCCACUCGAUUCCUGUGGAGGUUGGUUUCGUCACUAAAGUGCUUCGUUGACAAGCCUUUACCGGUGCAGCUGUUUCGAGGGAUGAGGUGCCGACACAAGGAAACCCAGAGAGCUGGAACUUUCCUGUCGUGCGGCGAAAGAGGCAUCUGCAAGGUAUUGUUCGACGGUGACCAGGAGCCUGCUUUUGUUUUGGCAGCGCAGCUCCUCCGAAUCCACGUCGCGCCGCACCCCUUCCUGGCUGGGCUGGCCUUCCUGGCUUGGGCCCUGGCUCAUGCAGAGAACGAGGACCUGAAGAUUGACGGCCUGCGCACGGCGCUCCUGUUCGGCCAGGUCAUGGGCAAGCAGGGCAAGGGCAAGACGGGGAAGCCCGGGAAGUCCGGGCAACUCACCAUGCUGGCAGUGAUGCAGGAGGAGGCCGCGAAAGGUCUGAGGUUCUGCUUCUCCGCCUGGAAGACUUCGACAAGGAAGAGGACCAAGUUCCCAGCUUUCCGCCGUUUGAUGGGAGAGGCUUUCCAGGGCUGGCUGGAGGCGCUGCUGCGAAGCCGGAGCGACCGGGCCCAAGAGCUGCUGCAAACCACGCAGGCGGACCUGGCUCAGCUGCGGGGCGCCGCGCUGUCCAGGCGUGGCCAAGCUGAAGGGCUCCGAGGCCGCGUCCUCGAGGCCCUCGAGCGGCUUGCGCCGCUCUCGCCGUGGCUCCUGCGCCGGAUGCUUUUCGCCUGGAGGUCGUCGUCGCUUCGAGGCCGCCUCAUGGCCGAGAGCCGCGCGCAGGCCCGCCGAGCCCUGGCCUUCUCGGCCCUCCAGGUGGCGGAAGCCAUGGGGAAGCUCACGGUGAGUUUCCUCCGGCCCCAUCUGCAAGCCUGGGCUGACCGCGCAAGCCAGGCCCGCAAGCUGCAACGUGCCGCACAAAGCACCCUGAAGGAACUGAUGGGGAGCUCGCUUUCGACAGUCUUUCGUGCCUGGAAGCAGAUGAAGCUCAGCAGAUACCAGACCUUGGUGGCGAAGCUACAUCAACGCGAGCGCGAGUACGCCGAGCUCCAUGAGCUUUCGGAGUCCUUCUUUCGAUGCUCCCGGGAAUGUGCCCAGCGCUUGAAACACAUGGAGACUGCUGCGCGAGCUGCGGACCGAGCUCUCCAGAUUGGCGCCGCCAGGGCCGACUCUUUGGAGGCCGAGGUCCAGGCGCUGCGCCGGGCACUGCAGGAGCGCGUGGUCGACUCGGGGAGCCUUGGCAACGACUUGAAGGAGCAGAUGGAAGAGCGAUGCCAAGAGGAGCUCUUAGCCUUCAGCAGGAGAGCCGCGACAUUGGAAGCAGAGUUGGAGGCAAGCCGCGGCAUGGAGGUCAAGCUGCGACUUGAUGACGCGAAGGAGGCACCGCCCACAGCGAUCACCUCCCGCAAAGCGGCCCUGGCCGAGGCCCAAGCUCUUCGGGAGGCGGCUGCGCGCGCAGAGUACCACGAGGUAGACCUCCUGGAGGCCGCACGGGCUGUGGCUCGCGAAGCUACGGCAGAUGCCGCUGCACAGCACAGGGCGCUGAGCUCUCUGAUUCGGAAGGAGCCAGAGCUGGCGGAGCUGGGCCUCCACAUGGAAGAACCCCUCGACCCCGUUUCCGACCGCUCCAUGCUGCCUUCGCUGCCUUUGGAGUCCUUCGAAGGGGCCAAAGGCACGGACAAGAACGUCCCAAACAUCCCGGACGCGAUGGAAAGAAGGAGGGGUGAGAAGGGCGAGCUUGCCGAGGUACCCCUCUCCUCAGCGGGCCGUGCUACACAGACGUCCCUGCCCUGGAUGGCCCCGCCCGUGGCCCCGUCCGCUCUUGCCUCCAGUCGGUCCGCGGACCGCCAGCGCAAGUUUGUAAAUGCCUGGAAGCCCAGCGGCAAAAACCUUCCUGACACCGCUAAUGAGGACGCCAUGAGCUUUGAUCUGGCCUCCAACAUCUUGAGAACCGGCGCCUACUUCAAGAAGAAGGCUGGGCGGCGCUCCUCUGUGACACGCUACUUUUUCGUGGGCGAGCCGAACAGCACACAGGGAUUUCUGAAAUAUUUUCGCGACCACAAGAUGGCCCAGACGCCCAGGGGCGGAUUUGACCUGGUGGACCUGGUGAGGGCCAGCUGGGACGGCCAGCAGCUGAGCGUCACACUGACACAAUCAACCAAGACGGACGCUUCGGAGAGGGGCCUGGUGGAGAUCCCUCCGAACUUUUUCCAGGCUCUCCUCGUUGCUGUCCACGAAGCGGAGUUCCGGCGCCAGAACCCUGACGACGUUGAUGGCUGA